Messenger RNA from Esox lucius (northern pike), 2812 nucleotides. It is a transcript of the gene nop14, whose product is annotated as NOP14 nucleolar protein homolog (yeast). Bases 168 to 2747 code for a protein of 859 amino acids. Gene Ontology annotation, biological process: maturation of SSU-rRNA. Gene Ontology annotation, cellular component: Noc4p-Nop14p complex; nucleolus; small-subunit processome. The record is from RefSeq and is a predicted model, not a curated record. NCBI's taxonomy places the organism in Eukaryota, Metazoa, Chordata, Actinopteri, Esociformes, Esocidae. The transcript is spliced from 19 exons.
UCACGAACGCCGAAUCUGUUUCCGAAUCAACUUUGACCCUGUGCUAGCACGCUGUAGUUUCUGCUUUGGAACAACUGGGCACAGCGUGGAUAAUGCAGUUUAAUUAAGAAUACACAUGAGAGGGGUUUACUUGUCUGCCUGAACAGUACUGAAUCCAACACAACUACAUGAUGGGGAAACCGCCAAAAAAGAAGAAUAUCUCCGAUAAGGUUCGUAAGGCUAAAACGUCCAAAGAGAUCAAAAACAACCCGUUCGAGGUGAAAAUCAAUCGGAAAAAGUUUGACAUUCUCGGGCGAAAGAGUAAGCAUGACGUCGGCCUGCCAGGUGUAUCCAGAUCUAAAGCCAUUAACAAGCGAAAAGAGACACUGCUGAAAGAGUACAAGACAAAGGACAAGUCCAAUAAAUUCAUAGACAAACGGUUUGGUGAAUAUGACACCAAGAUGGACCCAGAGGAGAAAAUCCUUCAGAGGUUUUCCAUGGAGAGACAGCGCACCCAGGACAAGAAGAACAUGUACAACCUGAAUGAGGAGGAGGAAUUGACCCACUACGGCCAGUCUCUGGCUGAGAUGGAGAAACUUACAGACAUGGUGGACAGUGACGAUGAUGCUGAUGAGAGAGGACUGCUCUCAGCCGAGAUGACUGCAUCUCACUUUGGAGGAGGAGGCCUGCUGAUGAAGAAGACUCCAGGAGAGCAGGAUGAAGGAGGAAAACAGAGAGCCAAGUCCAGACAGGAACUUAUAGAGGAACUAAUUAUCAAGUCCAAACAGGAGAAGAGGGAGAGGCAGACCCAGAAGGAGGAGUCCCAGGUGCUGACAGAGAAGCUGGACCAAGACUGGAAGAGCAUACAAGGGCUGCUUGCUCAUAAGAAUGCCCCCAAGGCUGACCGAGCCGAGGACGAGGACAAGCCCAAGCUGGAUGAGUAUGACAUGAUGGUGCGUGAGCUGGGCUUCGAGAUGAAGGCCGCGCCCUCUGAGAAGCUGAAGACCCCAGAGGAAGUGGCCAGGGAGGAACAGGAGCGCCUGCAGCAACUAGAGGCUGACCGGUUAAGGAGGAUGAUGGGAGAUAUAGUGGAAGACAACACCAAGGCACCGACUCACAUGUCAGCUGAUGACAUCAAUGACGGCUUUGUCCUGGAUGGAGAUGACAGACAGACUCUAGCCUAUCAGGAUGGGAAAUGGAACAUCAACGAGGAAGGGGAGAAGAUAGAGGGAGAGGAAGGUGAAAAAGAAGAGAGUGGCGAGGAGGAAGAAUCUGAUGAGGAGGAAAGUGAACAGGAGGGCGAAGAGGAUGGAGAGGGCAGCGAGGAGGACAGCCACUCAGACGUGAACUCUGAGGAGGAGAGCGAGGAAGGAGGGGAGGAGGAGGAGGAGGAUGAACAGCCUGUAGCCGUACCCCAACUGAGUGAGAAGGUCCAAGCAGAGGCAGCUAAAAUAGAACUGCCCUAUACCUUCACAGUUCCAGAGUGUUACCGUGAUCUGAAGAGCCUUCUGCAGGGUCAUCCUGCAGACCACCAGUGCAUCAUCUUGGCCAGGACGCAGCAGUGUAACCACCCCAGUCUGGGUAUAGGCAACAAACUCAAAAUACAGAAAUUGUUUGGCUUCCUGCUUGAGUAUGUGGGAGAGUUGGCCACCAGGAGUCCACCAGAACUUUCCACGAUAGACAAACUGAUACCGCAGCUGUAUGACCUUUGUCAGCUCUUCCCAGAAACGGCCUCGAAGGGAUUGCAGACGACCCUGGGGGAUGACGCUCACAGCAUGGAAGAGGUUCUGGAGGUCAAGGGUCGUACUGCUUUCCCGAAACUAGACAUGCUAAUUUACCUGAAGAUCACGGCGUUGCUGUUCCCCACCUCAGACUUCCGCCACCCUGUCACUACCCCGGCCCUUUUGUACAUAAGCCAGGCCCUCACCAAGUGCCCCGUGACAUCACUGAAGGAUUUGACAUCAGGCCUUGUUCUGUGCUGUCUGGCUCUUGAGUACGUCUCCUUCUCUAAGAGGUUCGUUCCCGAGCUCAUCAACUUCCUGUUGGGAGCACUACACCUGGCCGUGACGGACAAGACCACUGGUUACUCGGUGGUUCCUCCCUUCAGGCGGAGCGGUAAGGCCAGUGACUUGUUGGUGCUGUCAUCCCCCGAGUCCAGCCAGACGUGGUGCAAGAAGACCCUGCCUCUGUCUGCCACCCAGACACUCACUCUGACCUCCGACCUGGAGUCCGACCACUACCGGCUGUCGAUUCUGGCCACCUGUCUGGACCUUCUGAAGCGCUGUUUCUCGCUCUACAGAGAACUCCCUUCCUGCUUGCACAUCUUUCAGCCAAUCGCAACGUUGCUCUCCAAACAUCUUCCAAUCAAAACAUACCCUGCAGCCUUACAGGAGGUUCAUGGGGAAAUCCUUGCAGCCCUAUCUGGCUGUCUUACGCCACGUCCUCCCCUGGUGUUUGAGAAAAAGAAGCCAAUUCCCCUCAAACUUUUCACACCAAGGAUUGUACAAGUGCUGGACUACGGGAAGAAGAGAGGGAACACCAAGGAGGAGCGGGAGAAGGAGAGGUUGAAACACAAGUAUAAGAAAGAGUUUAAAGGAGCUCUUAGAGAGAUCAGGAAGGACAGCCGUUUCCUGGGCCGAGAGAAACUGAAUGAGGUCAUGGCCAGGGAUGCAGAGAGGAAGAGGAAGGUGAAGGAGCUGUAUGGCAGUCUGGCCACCCAGGAGGGAGAGUGGAAGGCUCUCAAGAGAAGGAAGAACAGUCGUCGCUGACUUUUUCAGAACAACUUUGUAUUUUCACGUUUUCAGGAUUGUUGAAUAAAACUGUGCACAAAUUA